Messenger RNA from Durio zibethinus, 2354 nucleotides. Its product is annotated as suppressor-like protein. The record is from RefSeq and is a predicted model, not a curated record. Gene Ontology annotation, cellular component: nucleus. Lineage: Eukaryota; Viridiplantae; Streptophyta; Magnoliopsida; Malvales; Malvaceae.
AGCUCUGCGCAGUAUAUAUACAUCUCACUCGAACGCUACCGCAACACGCUAGGAACAUUCAGUGGUCAUCGAAGUACAAGCAAAUAACUCAGCCGCUAAGCAACCGCAUACACCGCCGUCCAUGGCGACGCAGCCACCAUACGUAGACCCAAACAACCCCAAUCCCUUCUCUCAAGCCUCCUCUCGCCUCCCAGAGGACACCGUGUUCUACUCCAUCUACCCAGACACUUCCCUUUCCCAAGACUCCCUUCAGUCCCUCCACCUCCAAAUUCUCAACUCCAUUUCCCCUUUCACUUCCUCUUUCAUAUGGCAACACCAACCUUUCACUCUCACCAUUUCCUUCCAGCCUUUCCCUCACCUCCACGGCCAUCUCCGUUUCGGCGACAACCUAAACGACGAAUGGUUCACUGUUUUCCUCCUCUUCCAAAUCUCCCUUUCUUUCCCUUCCCUCUCCAUCCACGUCCAUGACUCCGAUGGCGAGUUCCUCUUGAUAGAAUCGGCUUACCAUCUCCCCCGUUGGCUUAACCCCGAAAACUCUCAAAACCGCGCUUUUAUCCGACGCGGCAAAUUCCAUAUCAUCCCCAAACGCUCCCUCCCUAAUCCAACCCUAACCGAGUCCCUGAACUUUCUAAUAGAAAAUGAACAAAUUACUCUCGCGCCGGAUUCCCUACAAUCCGUCAUUCAAAGCCGAAUCGCGGGUUAUCCGGAGAAAGCGAAACUGAACACGCAUACAGUCAGGGUUCGGGUUCCAAUGUCGGUUGCGCGUGUAUUGAAACACGCGCCUUCUUUGAUUUCUUUAGCGGUGGAAGGGUUUUAUGACCGCGAUAUUGAUUCCAUGAAACACGCGGCGAAGAUGGAACGGUUUUUAAAGGGAGGGAAAGACGAAGAUGAGAUGGUCACCAUGGCAGUUAAGAUGUCGAGGGCAAUGUACGCGCAGUUAAUGCAGCAGAAGUUUCAGGCGCCGAAGUGUUAUCCGAUGCCGAAUAAGGCUGACAUGGAGGCGGAGCUGGGGAUGAAAAUUGCUUGUGGGUUUGAGAUGAUGUAUCAGGAAAAGAGGAAGGAAGGGGAAGAAGGGAAAGGGAGUGGUUGGAAAAAGUAUAAGGAGAGUUUGGAGAAGACUGGGUAUUUCAAAGGGUUGAUUCCUGGGUCUAAAGAGUAUAAGAGGUUGGUGGAGAAUGCUGAGGAGUAUUAUAAGAAUAGUUCUUUGUUUUCCAAGACCAGUGAAAUGAUGAAUGCUCCUGUGAGACAAAUAGAUGAGAUUCUUUCUUUACCCUAUUCAGCUGAUGAUUUCAAGAAUCACGACAUUCCACCUUCGGAUGAUGAUUCCUGGCUUUACAGUGGAGAGGAUGAGUUGAACACUGCUCUCGAGGAUAGACAAAAGGAGAUGGAACUUUAUGAGCUCAAACGUAAACAGAAAAAGAAGUCAAAAGAGCAGCCGGAUGCUGGUCCAUCAUCCAACUCAAAGGAUGAAGAUUUUGAUCUUAGCGAUCUUGUGAAAACCAUGCAGGGCUUUAUCCAUAAGAUGUCAAGCUAUGAGGGAGCUGAGGUUCCUGAAGACAGAGAUCCUAAAGAAGUGGAACUUGAUGUGGAGCGCUUUAUUAAGGACGUGGAGUCAGUAAUAAAAUACCGAGGUGGUGAAGAUGUGGCUGUUGAUUUGGAUGAUGAGGAAAGCUCUUCAGACAUGGAUUUUGAUGAUUCUGAGGAUGGAAGUGACAUAUCCGAUCAUAAUGAGGAUGGAGAGGAUUCCUUCAUGCAUUCCUAUUCUGAUGCUAUGAAUGGCGAACUGAAGAGUACUACCCUCAAGAAAAGCUUCAUUCAUGGAAAUGAACUGUCCAUUAAAAAUGAGGGAACAUCGAAUGCAACAGAAGAUAUAGAUGAAGAGUUUACUCCUGUGGAUGUGGAUGUCAACCUUGUUAAAAACCUUCUUGACUCCUUUUCUUCCCAGCAAGGACUUCCUGGCCCAACUUCCAAUUUGCUUGGGCUCAUGGGUUUACAACUUCCCAAGGAUGACAGUAAGGGCAAAUGAGAUCUAUAUGCCUUUGGUCUCUUGCUCGAUUUAUAUACUUGUAUAACAGGGUCCAUGCCUCGAUUGUUUUGUGAGGUGACUCCUCUAUGGAUAUUGUAUUUAUCAGGGAUUCUCUGUAUUUAUGUGUAGCUGCUGCAUCCAUAUUGUAACAUAAGGUAGCAAGGUGCUUUGAAUGUCUAAUAUCUACCGAAAUUUUGAAGUUGCAUUUCAGGUCUUACAAUUAUUGUCUGAUUUUUGAGUCAUAUAAUAAUUUAAUAAAAGGAUUCCAGUCCUACGUAUACUUGAAUCCGGGCUUCGUGGGUUAACCCUGCCUUCUGACUCUAAACAG